AUUUUGUUUUCAAAAUAGAAUAGCAUGUUGUUUGUUAAUUUUUUCUCUUUUACAUUUCUGUGUGUUUUAUACACCGGAUGUGAUGGCAAAAUUAUCACUGGUUUACCUGGAUUGGAAUCUCAAGUCUCUUUUAAACAAUAUGCUGACUAUGUGGUUGUAAAUAAAACGCAUGAUAGACGUUUGUUUUACUGGUUUAUUGAAUCACAGUCUGAUCCACAAAAUGAUCCUUUGGUGCUUUGGUUAAAUGGUGGACCUGGGUGUUCUUCAUUUGGAGGUCUAUUGGGGGAAAUGGGACCAUUCUACGUACUUCCUAAUAUUACUCUUGGAACAAAUAAAUACAGCUGGAAUAAAAUUGCAAACAUGAUUUUUUUGGAAUCACCGGCUGGUGUUGGGUUUUCAAAGUCGAACAACGCGCAAGAUUAUGUUACUGGUGAUGAGCAAACUGCUUCUGAUUCAUUAGAAUUUCUUUUGAAUUUUUUUAAAUCGUACCCCCACUUUAAAGAUAAUGAGUUCUGGAUUGCAGGAGAGUCUUACGCUGGUCACUACAUCCCAACAUUAACUGCAAAAAUUGUGGAACACAAUUCUAAAACAGCAGAAAAUAAAAUUAACCUUAAAGGGCUGAUGAUUGGUAAUCCUUUGACUUACUUGACUAUUAACAAUGGAGGAGUGACUGACUAUGUGUACAGCCACAAUCUUAUUGCCAAUGAAACUUAUCAAGGGCUGAAGAAAUAUUGUAACUAUACAUUUCCUUCUGGUAGCGGUACUGCAUAUAAUAAAGCCUUGUGUAACCAGUAUUCAGUGGCUGCUACAACAGAGAUGGGACCUCUUAAUCCAUAUGAUAUUUAUGUGGAUGUCUGUUUACAAGGAAAAAGUUCGAAGGAUGCAAUUGCCCUGCUGUCAAGUCUGGCUUCUUCUGAACUACCUGGAUCUGUAUUUGCAAAACAACGACUAAGUAAUUUAGAAGCACAUGCAAUAGAACAAGGAAAGCUUGGUUCCCCCUACUUUCCAUGUCAAGAUAGUUAUACAAGCAAAUAUCUUAAUGAUCCAUUAGUACAAAGAGCUAUCCAUGCUGACCCAACAGAAUGGACAGAUUGCAACGACUUUAUCAACCAAAAAUAUUCAAAAGUUGAUUUUGCUCAAAGUAUGUUGCCAAUAUACAAACAGAGCAUCCUAAACCAAGGAUUAAAUGUCCUCAUAUAUUCUGGCGAUGUUGAUUCUGUCGUACCAGCAACAGCUACGAGAAGAUGCAUUCAGGAGCUUGGUUUAAAAAUUAAAUCUAAAUGGCAACACUGGACUGACUCAAAAAAACAGAUUGGUGGAUAUACAGAAGAAUAUGCGGGCCUAACCUAUGCAACAGUACGCAACGCUGGUCAUGAGGUUCCAUCAUUUCAACCAAUGAGAGCUUAUGAUAUGUUUUCAAGAUUUUUAAAAUCAAAUCAUGUUGUUGUAAAAUAACUAUCAUACCUCAACCAAAUCAACCGUUUUUCUGUCUUUGUGUUAAAAUAUAUAGGCAAUUGUAAUAUCUGUUAAUAGAUGAGAUAACACUUACGUAAAAAAAUAUAUAAUUUACAUUAUCAUAGAUUUUAUAGGGUAUCUAUUUAUUUGCCACAAAUUUGGUAUUGCUAUUCUAUAUUUCGCACAAGCCACUUCUUAUAAAUUAUCUGUAAGUGUCUGUGACAGAAUUUUUCAUAUAUUAUCUUGUUAUUAUAUUAGUAUAUCAUAUUUAAAUAUGACAUAAUAUAUUGAAUUACAAAUACACUCUUUAAGUCAUCAUGUUUGACUCAGAA
This is a messenger RNA of Ciona intestinalis (vase tunicate), 1787 nucleotides long. Lineage: Eukaryota; Metazoa; Chordata; Ascidiacea; Phlebobranchia; Cionidae. The record is from RefSeq and is a predicted model, not a curated record.